AUGCCACAAACAUUGGAAGCAAUAAAGCAUGCUAAGGAUGCUGAAGUACGCGAUUCUCUCAUGAGGCAUGGUAUAGAACUUGAAGAGUUUGUAGGUGAUACUCAAUGUGUUGAAAUCUCUGCCUUAACUGGAAAAGGUUUGGAUACAUUAGAAGAAGCUAUAAUAGCAUUGGCAGAGUUAAAUGACUAUCGUGCUGAAGUUGAUAUUGAAGCAGAAGGUGUUAUUAUUGAAUCACAAAUAGAAAAAGGCAAAGGGCAAGGCGAUGUUAUUGUAGCAGGCACUAGUUGGUGUAAAGUUCGAAUGAUGAGCGAUUAUAAAGGGCAAUCGCUUAAGCAAGCACCACCUGGCACUCCCGUAAAAGUCAUGGGUUGGAGGGAAACGCCAAAUUCUGGUGAUGAAGUCCUUCAGGCUAAAGAUGAAGAACUUGCUAAAACUGUAGUUGCUAAUCGAUUGAGAAAGAUAGAACGUGAAAAGCAGAUAAAAGAUCUAGAAGUUAUUAAUGAAAAGAGGAGGCAGCGUGAUGUAAGUGGAUCAAUUGAAGCUAUCAUCGAUUCCCUAGAUUCUAUUGGGAACAAAGAGGUUCACGUGAAUGUGGUAGAUUCUGGAGUGGGUGAUGUUAGCGAGUCAGAUGUUCAAAUGGCUGCUGCAGCACAGGGAGCAAUAUUAGGAUUCAAUGUUAAGGUUGACAAGAGAGCAAGUUCUUUAGCUCAAACAGAACAUGUUGAAAUAAUGUGUUACAAUAUCAUUUAUAAACUUUUGGAUGGUAUAAAAAACAGGUUAAGUAAGAUGUUACCACCUGUAUUGGAAACAAGUAUUACAGGUGAAGCAACAAUAUUACAGGUUUUUCAAAUAAAUGUUAAAAGUAGAGAAUUUAGGCCAGUGGCUGGUUGUAGAAUUGUUAAUGGAACAAUUUUUAAGAAUCAACAAGUGAGAAUAAUAAGAAAUAACAAACAAAUAUGGGAAGCUUCUGUCUUAAAAAUAAAAAUAGGUCCAUUAGAAUCAUUAAAACACAUAAAAAAAGAUAUUAUGGAGGCGAAGAAAGGAUUAGAAUGUGGUAUAUCAUUUGAGGGAUUUACAGACUUUAAGGAAGGGGAUUUUAUUCAAAGUAUAGUCGUGAAGGAAAUACCACGUACUUUAUAA
Racocetra fulgida is the source of this 1140-nucleotide messenger RNA. The record is from the annotation of a GenBank genome assembly. Lineage: Eukaryota; Fungi; Glomeromycota; Glomeromycetes; Diversisporales; Gigasporaceae.